Nicrophorus vespilloides is the source of this 860-nucleotide messenger RNA. It is a transcript of the gene Sod2, whose product is annotated as superoxide dismutase [Mn], mitochondrial. The record is from RefSeq and is a predicted model, not a curated record. Lineage: Eukaryota; Metazoa; Arthropoda; Insecta; Coleoptera; Silphidae. Gene Ontology annotation, molecular function: metal ion binding; superoxide dismutase activity. Gene Ontology annotation, cellular component: mitochondrion. Gene Ontology annotation, biological process: superoxide metabolic process.
CUGUCAGUUUCAUAACUUUUUUUUAAGUCUUUGAAUUAUCUCCAAUUGGAAUUUGAUCUUGAAAUAUCUUGAUAGAACCUCGCAAUGUUCGCCGCUCGUCGUGCAGUUACCAAAGUGCUCAGCAAUGUAAGAGCUAAGCAUUGCUUACCCGAUUUACCCUAUAGCUACGAUGCACUGGAGCCAGUCAUCUGCAGGGACAUCAUGAUACUCCACCACCAGAAACAUCAUCAGACGUAUGUCAACAACUUGAACAUCGCUGAAGAGAAAUUGGAAUGUGCUUUGGAAAAGAAGGAUGUCAGCACUGUUAUUUCCCUGAUGCCAGCUAUUCGUUUUAACGGUGGUGGCCACAUCAACCACAGCAUUUUCUGGGAGACCCUCAGCCCGAACUCAUCUCAACCCAACGCGCGCGUCGAAUCUAUCAUUAAGCAGUCUUUUGGUAACUUAGACAUGAUGAAGCAGGAAUUGUCUGCAGCUGCUAUCGGCAUCCAGGGCUCUGGAUGGGCCUGGCUUGGAUUCUGCCCAAAGACAGGUAAAUUUAGGGUUGCCAGUCUGCCCAAUCAGGACCCGUUGCUGGGGACAACCGGCAUGGCCCCCUUGUUCGGUAUCGACGUAUGGGAGCACGCCUACUAUUUGCAGUACAAAAACGUGAGGGCCGACUACGUCAAGGCGAUGCUCGACCUCAUCAAUUGGGGAAAGAUCAACGAGCUUGUCGACGAUGCGAUGGGUUGCAGCAAGUGAAUGAAAAUAACCUUAAAUGUGUAACACUAGAAAUUCACUUACAAUAAUAAUACUUAUUAUAAAUAUUCUAAAAAUAUAAUCGAUUCUAGUUAUAAAUAAACAGGAACGCUGUGUAAUCGUAA